Nyctereutes procyonoides (raccoon dog) is the source of this 2929-nucleotide messenger RNA. RefSeq names its product FHF complex subunit HOOK interacting protein 2A (gene FHIP2A). Lineage: Eukaryota; Metazoa; Chordata; Mammalia; Carnivora; Canidae. Bases 180 to 2477 code for a protein of 765 amino acids. The record is from RefSeq and is a predicted model, not a curated record. The transcript has 17 exons.
CCGGAGCCGCCCGCCCCGACAGCCGCCGCGCCCGGGCCCCGCCUCGGCCCUCCGCUCGUCCCCGGCGCGCACCGGCCUUCACUCUGGAGCGGCCCGGGCAGCCGCAGCAGGGGCGGCGGCGGCGGAUCGAGGAGCUCUCCAGGUCGUCCCGGGAGAGGCUGCUGCAGUCCCGGGACAGGAUGUUCUCCAAGUUCACCUCCAUCCUGCAGCACGCCGUGGAGGCGCUUGCACCUUCUCUUCCUUUACAAGAAGAUUUUGUUUAUCACUGGAAGGCAAUUACCCAUUACUACAUAGAGACUUCGGAUGAUAAAGCCCCAGUGACAGAUACAAAUAUUCCCUCUCAUCUGGACCAGAUGUUAGGUAUUUUGCUGCAAGAAGAACGUGAGCGAGAAUUUGGAGUGACAGGGCCAUGUAUGGAAUAUUUACUUCAUCACAAGAUCUUGGAAACAUUAUAUACCUUAGGAAAAGCUGACUGUCCUCCAGGAAUGAAACAGCAGGUUUUGGUGUUCUACACUAAACUCCUGGGAAGAAUCCAACAGCCGCUGCUUCCACACAUUAAUGUCCACAGGCCAGUGCAGAAAUUAAUUCGACUCUGUGGUGAAGUCCUUGCAACACCUACAGAAAACGAAGAAAUCCAGUUUCUCUGUAUCGUGUGUGCAAAGCUGAAACAAAAUCCCUACUUGGUUAAUUUUUUUCUGGAGAAUAAGUUGAAAUCAUUGGCUUCCAAAGGCACACCAGAUGUAAUUUCAGAAGACUCAUUGAAAGGUCAAGAUUGCUUGUCAACAGACACAGGACAGUCCUGUCAGCCAGAGGAACUGUCUGGUGCCAUGAGGCUGGAGCACACAGAGUUGGAAGACGAGCCUCCUCAGCAGAUAGAUGACCUGUCCACCAGCUUAGAUAAUCUUGCUGUCACCUCACUGCCAGAGGCCACAGUUGUUCGUCCAAACCAGGAUUACAACUUAGUGAAUUCCUUGUUAAAUCUCACGAGAAGUCCUGAUGGCCGAAUAGCUGUGAAGGCCUGUGAAGGCUUGAUGUUGUUAGUAAGCUUGCCAGAGCCUGCAGCUGCCAAAUGCCUCACGCAGAGCACUUGUUUGUGCGAACUGCUGACAGACAGACUCGCUUCCCUGUACAAGGCCCUACCUCAGUCGGUGGACCCGUUAGAUAUCGAAACAGUGGAAGCAAUUAACUGGGGCUUGGACUCAUAUAGUCAUAAAGAAGAUGCUUCAGCAUUUCCAGGAAAACGAGCCUUAAUUUCAUUUCUUUCCUGGUUUGAUUAUUGUGAUCAACUCAUAAAGGAAGCACAAAAGACUGCUGCUGUGGCUCUUGCCAGAGCCGUUCAUGAAAGAUUCUUUAUUGGAGUUAUGGAACCUCAGUUGAUGCAAACUUCUGAGAUGGGUAUUCUGACAUCAACCGCUCUGCUCCAUCGCAUUGUUCGGCAAGUAACCUCUGACGUUUUGCUGCAAGAAAUGGUAUUUUUUAUCCUUGGAGAACAGAGGGAACCGGAAACUCUGGCAGAUAUUAGUAGACACCCUUUAAGACACAGGUUAAUAGAGCAUUGUGAUCACAUAUCUGAUGAGAUAAGCAUAAUGACAUUAAGAAUGUUUGAACAUCUUUUACAAAAACCCAAUGAACACAUUCUUUACAACUUGGUCCUAAGAAAUCUCGAAGAAAGAAAUUAUACGGAAUAUAAACCUGUGUGUCCAGAAGAUAAAGAUGUGGUGGAGAACGGAUUGAUAGCAGGAGCUGUAGAUCUAGAAGAAGACCCGUUAUUUACUGACAUUUCACCGGAUAACACUCUGUCAAAUCAAGAGUGGCUUAGUUCUUCACCCCCUGCUACUCCAGAGCACCCCAAAAAUGAUGGGAAAACUGAAGUCCAUAAAAUUGUAAAUAGUUUUCUCUGUCUGGUACCCGAUGAAGCAAAAUCAUCCUACCAUGUUGAGGGCACUGGAUAUGACACCUACCUCCGAGAUGCUCAUAGGCAGUUCCAGGACUACUGUGCUAUCUGCUUAAGAUGGGAGUGGCCUGGGUCUCCAAAAGCAUUGGAAAAGUGCAAUUUAGAAGCUACUUUCUUUGAAGGUCAUUUUUUGAAAGUUUUAUUUGACAGAAUGGGAAGAAUUCUUGAUCAGCCAUAUGAUGUAAAUUUACAAGUCACCUCCGUGUUAUCUAGACUUUCUCUCUUUCCUCAUCCACACAUACACGAGUACCUUUUGGAUCCUUAUGUAAACCUUGCCUCUGGCUGUAGAUCCCUCUUCUCCGUAAUCGUCAGGGUUGUUGGAGACCUUAUGGUUCGAAUCCAGCGUAUUCCAGACUUUACUCCCAAGCUUCUGUUAGUCAGAAAGCGAUUGCUUGGCUUGGAACCGGAAGGCCCUAUUAUUGACCACAUCACAUUGCUAGAGGGUGUGAUCGUGUUGGAAGAGUUCUGUAAGGAGCUGGCGGCAAUUGCAUUUGUGAAAUACCACACUUCCUCCACACCGUAAAUAGCAUCCUCCAAGUAGCUAAGGAAGCAAAACUGUAAUGUACAUUUCAUCAAAAAAGACUCAGCUUCACCCAGCCGAGAGGAUAAAAAGCCUUUUAAAUGAAGUACUGCUAUAAACUGGACAGGACCAUUAACUCAUGGAGUGAACAUUCUCAGUAAAAUGUUGUAUAAUGUUGUUUUCAUUGGCUUUACCAUAAUGGUUCUAUCUGUAACAUUGCACGUCCUUGAAUCCAGGAUACAAUCAAAGGAACUUCAGGAAAUAAGCAUUUCUAAUCCCUGUGUGAAAAGCUGCAAAAUUUCUGAUGUCAUGACUUUGAUGAUAUUUCUGUUAUUUUAAUAUCCUUUUAGGUAGCAAGGCAUUUUGACAUUCUCUGGGACUCAAAUGCUUAUAUUCUUUUGGAUUAAUAAGUAGCAAAAAAAGAAAAAAAACAUAAUUUUAUAACUUUUUAAGGU